Dothidotthia symphoricarpi CBS 119687 is the source of this 1473-nucleotide messenger RNA. RefSeq lists its product as uncharacterized. The record is from RefSeq and is a predicted model, not a curated record. The coding region runs from base 44 to 1354 and encodes 436 amino acids. The transcript has 3 exons. NCBI's taxonomy places the organism in Eukaryota, Fungi, Ascomycota, Dothideomycetes, Pleosporales, Dothidotthiaceae.
GACUAUUCGCUGAUAAUGCACAGGCUCGACAGACCUCGUGAUCAUGACGCUAUCACCAGAAUGGAUGGAUUUCAGUGAUAUCAGGCGACAUGCAACACAGCAUUUCAAAGCUGCGCUGGAUUCUCUUCCUCCGCAGUUCACGGUCAAGAUCGAAAAGUUGACCGAGGAACAGAUCCGCAUUCCGGUGAAAAGCGACGCCCGCACAAAUUCAGUGGUGCGGUUUCGACUUUUGGUUGGUCGUGUCAAGUCACCUACUCUUCAGAGUAUCUAUCUGUAUUUUGUGGAAGAUACCACGCGAUUUCUUCUCGAGAAGCUUUUUGUAGGCGAUAAAGCGAUCUCCAAGCUGCAGUUGAAGAAUGCGAUCUGGGAGAAACCCUUCUGCCAUCUCAUUGACACAGACAUCAAAUUCAACGGGCCGCUAGCUCGAACUGUGGCGUUGUAUUAUUUGACAGAGAAUGGGCAUGUAGAACGUUUCAAAGAAGAUCACAGGAUCUUCUUUCUGAACUUCCGCAUGGCCUGUGCCAGAAUUUUCAAAGCCCAACUCGAGACAGGUUCGUCGAAGGCACAACCGGACCCAACACCGCGAACACCGCAAGAGUCUCAGCAAGAACAGAGAGAUCAUAGAAGAUCCAGGGGUUCAUUGCCCAGCCAGAACGACAUACAGGAUAACAACAUCGCUUCUGGAAUGCCUUCGUCUAGCGUGGAAACGAUUGCGCCUCAAAGGUCUGUCCAGAGGAAGCGAAAAAGAGACAGUACAGCUGAGAAUCGAUUAGCACGUACAGAUCCAGACGUUACAACAAACGAAGCAUCAGAAGUGGACAUCUCAGAUGACGAAAACAUGUUCAUAGACCUGCACAAGCGCUUGAAAUUCUUCAGGAAAGACAAGGAAAGCAAAAUUAAGUGCCUGGAAGCAGAGCUCAGUCAACUACAGCAGGAGGCAAAAGAUUUCGAAGACCGAGCCAAGCAUGCAGAAUCAGAGCUUGAUGACGUGAAGGCUGACCUUGCGUUUCUCCGCAGCGAUCAGGUGGCAAUGAAGACGGAGAUUGAGGACUCCAAAGCCAGAACAGAGGAAUUGAACACCCAGGCUACCGGCCUAGAGCACGCAAAAGUUGAGUUGACGAGGAGUGUGCGUCAACUGGAAGCAGAGAAAAAGAGGCUUGAAGCUAGCAAUGCAGCUCUGAAAACCGAGCGCCAGGGCUUCAAGGACUGUUAUGAAGACCAGAAGGGGGAAAAUGCAGGCCUGAUGAAGAAGAACCAAGCUCAGGAGAACGUUAUCAAGGCACUAGAGGAGAAACAUGCGAAAACCAAAGCGCAAAUGCAUGCUUUGGUGAACGAGCUUGAGGUGGACGGCUAGGCUGGUCUACGAUUGAUGCGAGACAUUGGAUUCGUAAACCGCUUAAGCGAUAUAUACUAUGAGCGAUGUCUAGAUUCACUUGAAUAAUGCUUCGUUAUAUUUAUGGACGAACAGACUGG